AUGAUGAAUAUACGAAACAUCUAUGAUUUGACUGUGUAUCUUAUUGUUUAUGAAAGGGUUUGUAAACUAAGUAGAUUAGUUAGACGAUAUUCCAGAGCGAGUUUUACAUUGCUGUUGGUCAUGCCAACUAUAACCAGACGCAGACAGGGGGUGUUGGUGGUGGUGAGUAUGUUAGACAGCAAGAACGAAAGAAACGAGAACUUUCUUCUGUAUUUACAAUUUUUAGACUAUGCUUGUGAAAUGGACAGAAGGAGAAACAAUCGCAGAGAGAGAAAGAGAGAGACAAAACUGUACACAGUGGACAACCAAAUAAAAAAUCAAACAAAAAAAAGUGAGAGAGAGAGAGAGAGAGAGAGAGAGGACGAAGUCAAAGAAGAGGAAAAAAAAAUAAACCAUGAGAAAUAA
This is a messenger RNA of Candida tropicalis MYA-3404, 405 nucleotides long. RefSeq lists its product as uncharacterized. The transcript has a single exon. Lineage: Eukaryota; Fungi; Ascomycota; Pichiomycetes; Serinales; Debaryomycetaceae. The coding region runs from base 1 to 405 and encodes 134 amino acids. The record is from RefSeq and is a predicted model, not a curated record.